AAAAAAGGAUCUGCAGAAUUUUCAAGCGAUCGUUUUUUCUCUUUAAACGACUGUAAUAUUUUGUUAUUUUUACUUUAAAGCAACUUAGAAAAUGGGGAUUGAAUCUGAGGUCAAUAUUUCCAGUGACGCUGCACCGUACGGAGGGAAGAGUGUUUUUUCUCAGACGGAGCACAACAUUGUGGCUGGAUACCUGAUAACUGCAGGUGUCAUCAGUUUAGCGAGUAACAUUGUGGUGCUGAUGAUGUUUGUGAAGUUCAGGGAGCUUCGCACCGCCACCAACUUCAUCAUCAUCAACCUGGCCUUCACUGACAUCGGAGUGGCUGGGAUCGGUUAUCCCAUGUCGGCUGCCUCGGACAUCCACGGAAGCUGGAAGUUUGGACAUACGGGCUGUCAGAUCUACGCAGCUCUCAACAUUUUCUUUGGCAUGGCCAGCAUCGGUCUGCUCACCGUGGUGGCUGUCGAUCGCUACCUCACAAUCUGCAGACCAGACAUAGGACAGAAAAUGACAGUGAGAUCGUACAACAUUCUUAUUCUGGCUGCCUGGCUGAAUGCAGUCUUCUGGUCUACCAUGCCCAUUGUGGGCUGGGCGGGUUAUGCCCCUGACCCGACCGGAGCAACGUGCACCAUCAACUGGAGGAAGAAUGAUGCCUCCUUCAUCUCUUACACCAUGACAGUGAUUGCUGUGAACUUCGUGCUUCCCCUGUCCGUCAUGUUUUACUGCUACUACAACGUGUCAGCCACUGUUAAAAGAUAUAAGGCCAGCAACUGUCUGGACAGCAUCAACAUCGACUGGUCGGACCAGAUGGAUGUCACCAAGAUGUCCAUCGUAAUGAUCGCCAUGUUCCUGGUUGCCUGGUCUCCCUAUUCCUUGGUGUGUCUCUGGGCAUCAUUCGGCGACCCAAAGACCAUCCCAGCCUCCAUGGCCAUCAUCGCCCCACUCUUUGCCAAGUCCUCCACAUUCUACAACCCCUGCAUCUACGUGAUUGCCAACAAGAAGUUCAGAAGAGCCAUCGUUGGGAUGAUUCAAUGUCAAACCAGGCAGCGGGUCAACAUCAGCACCCAGGUUCCCAUGACAACCUCCCAGCAGCCUCUGACCCAGUGAGGACUGUUGCCUCAGGAUGA
Molecule: messenger RNA, 1122 nt
Organism: Nematolebias whitei (Rio pearlfish)
Lineage: Eukaryota; Metazoa; Chordata; Actinopteri; Cyprinodontiformes; Rivulidae
Gene: rrh
Product: retinal pigment epithelium-derived rhodopsin homolog
Exons: 7
Coding region: 92-1102 (336 amino acids)
Biological process (GO): G protein-coupled receptor signaling pathway; visual perception
Cellular component (GO): photoreceptor outer segment; membrane
Molecular function (GO): G protein-coupled receptor activity
Source: RefSeq, a predicted model, not a curated record